AAGUACGACAGCUUCAACAUUUACAGUCGUGUCUUCUUCGGACUCUAAGCGGCGAUGUUCUUCCAAGUUAAGAACUUGUCGGAUUUUGUAGCUUUACAUCAGAAAUAAACUAUCGGGCAUUGAGAAUCUUCGAUAAAAGUUAAGAACUUUGGUCUGUAGAAUCACAGAACAGACAGGUUUCUCUGUUCUUCCUUCGGUGGUUUUUAGGUUGUCGAAAUGAGAGGAAUCUUUCUCAUUAGAUCAAGACUGUCACUUCUUAGAGCUCCUGCUUCACGAUCUAUUACUACUUUUCAUUAUUCGAGCGAUAAGUCUAUUGUUCGACCAUGUUUGUUGGAUCCUCCUUCAGCUUGUACCCUUCCUUUGUCUCUCUCUUCUUCCUUCUCCACUUCCAGAUUCGACUCAGAGCUAGCGGGAUCGAACCACAGCAAUGAUAGCAAUGAUAACGACGAUGAUGAAGAUGAGGAAGAAGAGAUUGGCUGUUCUACAAAACACAACGAGUCUGUUGUUUCGGAGGAUGUUCGAACCAUCUCGAAGCUGUUGAAAGAGUGUGGGAGCAACAGGAAGAAACUGAGAGAGAAGCUCGAGGAGUGCGGCGUGAAUCCGUCGAACGAACUAGUGGUGGAGAUCCUUUCUCUAUCCCGCAACGACUGGGAAACCGCAUUCACUUUCUUCCUUUGGUCAGGGAAGCACCGAGGAGGCUACGUCCGCUCGGUUCGCGAGUACCACUCUAUGAUCUCCAUCCUCGGCAAGAUGAGGAAGUUCGACACGGCUUGGACGUUGAUCGAAGAGAUGAAAAAAAAGUUUAGACCUUCUCUUGUGAGCUCGCAGACGCUCCUGAUCAUGAUCAGGAAGUACUGCGCGGUGCGCGACGUCGGGAGAGCGAUCAACACGUUCCACGCCUACAAAAGGUUCGAACUUCCCAUGGGGAUCGACGAGUUCCAGAGCCUCCUCUCUGCUCUCUGUAGGUACAAGAACGUUCAAGACGCCGAGCAUUUGAUCUACUGUAACAAGGACACGUACCCGUUCGACGCCAAAAGCUUCAACAUUGUUCUGAACGGGUGGUGUAAUGUGAUCGGUAGCCCGAGGCAGGCGGAGAGAGUGUGGAUGGAGAUGGGGAACGUCGGUGUGGAGCACGACGUCGUGUCGUAUUCUUGCAUGAUGUCUUGCUACUCGAAAGGAGGGAACUUGAGUAAGGUUUUAAGGCUUUUCGACCGGAUGAAGAGAGAGGGUGUGGAGGCUGAUAGGAAAGUGUACAACGCGGUGGUGCACGCGCUGGCGAAAGGUGGGUUUGUCUCCGAGGCGGUGAAGUUGAUGAAGACGAUGGAGGAGGAGAAAGGGAUGGAGUUGAACGUUGUGAGUUACAACUCUCUUAUAAAACCUCUGUGCAAGGCUAAAAAGACGGAAGAGGCUAAGAGGGUUUUUGAGGAGAUGAUUGAGAGAGGAGUCUUGCCGACGAUACGGACGUACCAUGCGUUUAUGAGGAUACUGAGAACAGGGGAUGAGGUUUUUGAGCUGUUGGAUAAAAUGACGAAGAUGGGUUGCGAGCCGACCGUUGAUACGUUUAUAAUGUUGAUCCGGAAGUUUUGUAGGUGGCGUGAUUUCGAUAACGUGGCGCUGUUGUGGGAGGAGAUGAAGGAAAGAGGUGUUGGUCCGGAUCUUAGUUCGUAUGUUGUGAUGAUACAUGGGUUGUUCUUGAAUGGUAAGGUGGAUGAAGCGCAUGGGUACUAUAAGGAGAUGAAGGAAAAGGGUUUCAGACCGAAUGAGAAGGCUGAAGAGUUGAUUCAGAGCUGGUUUGAAGGAAAACAAUACGCAGAGAAGGGGAUGGUCGAUUUGAAAGGUAAUGUGUCUGGUGUGGAUAAAGAAGGUGUUGUGAAGAAAACUGAAAGAGGGAACUUUCUGCAGGAGCCUGAGGUGAGACGUGUAGUGAGAGGACAUGGAUACUCGUUUUGGGAUGAAUAAAAAGCUAGAGAGAGAGAGAGAGAGAGGGAGAUUAGCUAGUUAUGGUUAGGUUUGAUCAUAUCAUGUUAACUUUUGCUUUGAGAAGACAAAACAGAAACAAUGAAAAUCAUUUUAUAUAAAAUCCUUUGAACCUUUC
This is a messenger RNA of Raphanus sativus (radish), 2095 nucleotides long. RefSeq names its product pentatricopeptide repeat-containing protein At5g15010, mitochondrial. Gene Ontology annotation, molecular function: protein binding. The coding region runs from base 217 to 1959 and encodes 580 amino acids. NCBI's taxonomy places the organism in Eukaryota, Viridiplantae, Streptophyta, Magnoliopsida, Brassicales, Brassicaceae. The transcript has a single exon. The record is from RefSeq and is a predicted model, not a curated record.